Molecule: messenger RNA, 2505 nt
Organism: Penicillium vulpinum
Lineage: Eukaryota; Fungi; Ascomycota; Eurotiomycetes; Eurotiales; Aspergillaceae
Exons: 6
Coding region: 1-2505 (834 amino acids)
Biological process (GO): proteolysis
Cellular component (GO): cytoplasm
Molecular function (GO): calcium-dependent cysteine-type endopeptidase activity
Source: RefSeq, a predicted model, not a curated record
AUGGAGUUCGAUGACGAGAUGGGCUACGCUGUAGCAGGACCUGGCUCCUCGCGCUCGAACAGCCGACCGCCCCGCGUACGCUGUCAAGCACCCCAGGAAUCCGUCAAGCAGUUCUGGGAACAAUUCAACACAAAGUUCCCAGGUAAAGUAUACACGGUGCUACCGGACAACCCAUACGCACGGACGCGGGCCAAACGUGUACCCAGCGGCCUUAUCAAGGGCCACGAGGCCGUCAAAUCGUAUGAGCAAGCGCGCCAGGAAUGCCAAAAAUCUGUCGACCGUAUUGUCAAGGAAUGCGAACGUGUGAAUCAGAGAUAUUCAGACCCCCACUUUGAUAUCGAGCUAGAUUUAAAGACGGGUCGGAGACACUAUCUCGAUGGAUUGGAUAGACCAAAUAUGGAGAUGCGACCCCGAGGCGUGAAGAGAGUGACCGAAAUUUUCGAGAACCCGCAGUUCUUCGUUAACGGGCCCACCGCGUCAGAUGUGCGACAGGGAAAUGAUGGGGAUUGCUGGCUCAUGGCUGCGCUUUGUACCAUGGGCAACAAGGAGGAGCUGAUCCGGAAUAUUUGUGUUGCUCGCAAUGAAGAGGUUGGGAUUUACGGAUUUGUUUUCCAUCGAGACGGCGAGUGGCAGCAGUGCAUUAUAGAUGACAAGCUGUAUCUCCGCGCUGCUGACUAUGACGAGUCUGUGGAUGAGCGACCCCUCUGGGACGACAUAAACCGAACCAAUACAGAGGAGGAGUACCAGCGAGUCUGGCAGACGGGCUCAAGAGCUCUAUACUUCGCUCAGUGCGUAGAUGACAACGAGACCUGGCUACCUCUUUUGGAGAAAGCCUUCGCAAAGGCUCACGGUGACUAUUCCGCGAUCGAGGGCGGAUUUGUUGGUGAAGCUAUUGAGGAUCUCACUGGAGGCGUCACGUCUGAGGUCUUAUCCAGCAAUAUCCUAAACAAAGACCGCUUUUGGAACGAGGAACUUAUGAAGGUUAACAAGGAAUUCCUGUUUGGUUGCGGGACGGGCCUGUUUACAAACUGGCUAGAACCCACGUACCACGGUCCUCCAAGGGAUCGAAAGGGUAUUUCGGAGGGCCACUCCUAUUCCAUCAUGGAAGCCCGGGAGAUUGACGGGAAGCGGCUACUGCGACUGAGGAAUCCAUGGGGGCGCAAAGAAUGGCACGGGGCGUGGGGUGAUGGAUCCAAGGAAUGGACGCCCGAGUGGAUGGAACGUCUUGGUCAUAAAUUUGGCAACGACGGUUUCUUCUGGAUUUCUUACAAAGAUCUCCUCAAGAAAUACCAGCACUUCGACCGGACUCGCCUCUUUGGACCUGAAUGGACCAUCACCCAGCAAUGGACUACCUUGAAUGUUCCUUGGUCUGCCGAUUAUCACAGCACUAAAUUCAUGAUCGAUGUGACUAGGAGUGGCCCGGUAGUAAUUGUUCUAUCCCAGCUUGAUUCACGUUAUUUCAGAGGACUAGCCGGCGAGUACAGCUUUGUGCUCAAGUUCCGUUUGCAAAAGAAAGGAGAAGAAGAUUAUCUCGUGCGCAGCCAUAGCAGCCAUUUCAUGGGCCGAUCGGUCAACGCCGAGAUUAACCUUGACCCGGGUCACUACCAUGUCCUCAUGAAAAUCACAGCCUUCCGCCACGAAGAGGCAGAAUCAACUGAGGAAAUGGUCCGCCAGGUUGCCUCGACAAGAAGAGAGAAACUAGUGCAAGUCGGCCUUUCAUACGACCUCGCCCACGCCAAGGGAAUGGUGGGCGAGACAGAACAAGAAAAGCAGGAGCAGGAGCGUUUCAAGGCAAUCGAGCGGAAAAGAGCACGCGAUGAUAUAAAGAAAAAGAUGCAGAAAGACUGGAUCCGCAACCAGAAGCUAAAUGCCCGACGAGAGCGCAUGGAAGCAAGGCAUGUGAGCCGCACCCCCAGCGGUAGCUCCUACUGUCGCAACCACGAAAGCGAUUCUGUCCCCAGUCAAAUUCUGGCAGAGAAACCAGUAGAGGACUCUCCUAUCGACACUGGAAGUAUCUCAAGCGAAAGUAGUGAUCACCGUGUCAACGGUUCCGUCCCGACUAUCCACCUCAACGGUAGCCAGGGCCUGCACGCAAGACACGCAAGACACGCGAGCAGUGGCUGGCGACGUGGAGCCGACUCUCUGCAUCCUAGCCUAGACGCUCGUUUUGCUACAGACGCUCUAGACGCAAGUGAUAUCGAGAUACUAGAAGGAUUCGAAUUUGACAGCGAUAUUGACCUGCCUCCUGACGAGGCAGAUGUGAAGAAUCACCCUCCAUCAACGGACCGUGAUGGACCUCCUGUUGAUCCAUGGAAUGCUGUCUGUGUGGUUGGCCUGCGGGUUUACUCCAAGGAUCCGAUGUUGACUUUGCAGGUUGUGCGUCCUGUGCCAGAGGAUGACACUGAAGCGCCUCUGGACCGGGACGACCCUGCGGCGUCAGCGACUACCUCUCAGCGAGACCCUUCCUCAUGGAGGGACUCUUGGAGCAAUCAGCUGCCUAUUUAG